ACUAACCAAUCGCAUGAGCGCUUUGUGGCAUUUAAACCGUGUGGCGUCAUUUCCCACGAAAUUCAAAUUCAAGGGAGCGAGAAACGAGAGAGUUUCACGGUUUCUCGACGAGGUCUAUGAGAACGUGGAUAAUAUGGCGCAGUUUGGUUUUGAGAACGACAUCCACAGUAUUUUGAAGCUGGACAUGCCGAUCACAAACGCUCCCAUGGCGAGGUGGCAGAGAAAGGCGAGCUCCUCAAACACAUCCAGCAUGAGCGGCCUGUCGCCGGGAAAAUCUGCUAAUGUGUCGCUGAGUUCAUCAAAAACUCCAAGCAAAACUCCAGGCAAAAGUAAGAAGCAAACUCCAUCUAAGAUGGGGGGUGAUCGCUUCAUUCCCAUCAGAAACAGCAAGCAAAUGGACGUGGCAACUUUCCUGCUGACAAAGGAGAAUGAGCCAGUGGACACAAAUGCAGCAGUGACAACAGAAACCCAGAAAGCAUGGUCUGUAUCACUGAAUGGAUACAACGUUGAAGAUGCAAAGAUUCUCCAUCUUGGAGGGAAACCACUUAAUGCACCAGAAGGCUACCAAAACAACUUGAAAGUCCUCUAUAGUCAGACUCAAACCCCUGCCUCUAUCAAAAAGUCCAGAUACAUAUCUUCAACUCCUGACAGGAUCUUGGAUGCUCCCGAUCUUCGAAAUGAUUUCUAUUUGAAUCUGCUUGACUGGAGCAGUCGCAAUUUUCUCGCUGUGGCUCUUCAUAACAGUGUUUACUUGUGGGAUGCCGCUCAAGGAGACAUUAUUCUUCUCAUGAAGCUGGAGCGUGAAGAGGACUACAUCUGCUCCUUGUCCUGGACUAAAGAGGGAACCUACCUAGCUGUUGGUACAAGUGACUGCAAAGUUCAGCUGUGGGAUGUUGAAAAUCAGAAGCGUUUGCGCAGCAUGGCCAGCCACACGGCGAGGGUUGGUAGUCUGAGCUGGAAUGACCAUGUUCUUUCUAGUGGCUCCAGAUCAGGACACAUCCAUCACCAUGAUGUGAGGGUGGCAGACCAUCACAUUUCCACCCUCACUGCUCACACACAGGAGGUGUGUGGCCUGAAGUGGUCUCCUGAUGGGCGAUACUUGGCUAGUGGAGGCAAUGACAACUUGGUGUGUGUGUGGCCCCGCGUGCAUGAGGGCAGCGCCAGCAACGACAACCAGCCGAUCCGCUGCUGGAGCGAACAUCAGGGAGCCGUCAAGGCUUUGGCCUGGUGUUCGUGGCAGCCAAAUAUCCUUGCAUCUGGAGGUGGUACCAGUGACCGCCACAUCCGCCUGUGGAAUGUGAACAGUGGCUCCUCUAUCAGUUCACUUGACACUCAGUCCCAGAUCUCAUCCCUGGUGUUUGCACCCAACUACAAGGAGCUAGUCUCUGCCCAUGGAUAUGCCCACAACAAUGUUGCUAUCUGGAAAUAUCCCUCUCUCAGCAAAGUUGCAGAGCUCAAUGGCCACGAGGACAGAGUGUUGAGUUUGACUCUAAGCCCAGACUCCUCUACUAUUGCUACUGUUGCUGCAGAUGAGACCAUUCGCCUGUGGAAAAGCUUUGAGAUGGAUCCUGUUAAGAAGAAGGCUAAAGAGAGGCUGGUGAAAUCAACCAGCAGCGUCAUUCAUCAGUCAAUCAGAUAAUUUGCUUUGAUGUUUGAGAUUACAAUGAGUAAUGUGCAAAUGAAUAUAUUUUUUUUUUUUUUUUUUUUUUAUUAAAUUAAUUUAUCCACAAUAAAGAGAACCACCUGGUGUUGUUCCUGUCGGUGGUGUAAAGGGUUGAUGGCCUCCAUCCAUUGUUUAUAGAACUGGUGUUUUUAAGCAGUUUUUAAAAUGUGUUUAUAACCUACAGUUUGUUUUUAAUCAGGAUGUUCUGUAUUACCUGGGUUAUAAAUAAACACUUUAUGAUGGCU
Molecule: messenger RNA, 1908 nt
Organism: Archocentrus centrarchus (flier cichlid)
Lineage: Eukaryota; Metazoa; Chordata; Actinopteri; Cichliformes; Cichlidae
Gene: cdc20
Product: cell division cycle 20 homolog
Exons: 11
Coding region: 14-1639 (541 amino acids)
Biological process (GO): anaphase-promoting complex-dependent catabolic process; positive regulation of anaphase-promoting complex-dependent catabolic process; positive regulation of ubiquitin protein ligase activity
Cellular component (GO): anaphase-promoting complex
Molecular function (GO): anaphase-promoting complex binding; protein binding; ubiquitin ligase activator activity
Source: RefSeq, a predicted model, not a curated record